AUGGAUGUUCCACCUGCUUAUGCUGACCUGGGCAAAUCUGCCAGAGAUAUUUUCAACAAGGGAUAUGGUUUUGGGUUAAUAAAACUUGAUUUGAAAACAAGAUCUGAAAAUGGACUGGAAUUUACAAGCUCAGGUUCAGCAAACACAGAAACAAGCAAAGUCAAUGGCAGUUUGGAAACAAAAUACAAGUGGGUGGAAUACGGGUUGAUGUUCACAGAGAAGUGGAACACAGACAACACGUUAGGCACCGAGAUCACUCUUGAAGAUCAGAUUGCACAUGGCCUGAAGUUGACCUUUGACUCCUCCUUCUCUCCUAACACUGGGAAGAAGAGUGCUAAAGUGAAGACAGGGUACAAAACGGAUCACAUCAACAUCGGCUGUGACAUGGAUUUUGAUAUUGCGGGCCCUUCAAUCCGAGGGGCCGUGGUGCUGGGCUACGAGGGCUGGCUGGCAGGUUACCAAACCACUUUUGAGACAGCCAAGUCUAGGGUGACCCAAAGCAACUUUGCUGUUGGCUAUCAGACUGAUGAGUUCCAGCUUCAUACUAACGUGAAUGAUGGAACAGAAUUUGGAGGCUCCAUUUACCAGAAGGUGAAUGAUAAACUGGAAACUGCCGUGAAUCUUGCUUGGACAGCGGGGAAUAGCAACACUCGCUUUGGAAUAGCAGCCAAGUAUCAGAUUGACCCAGAUGCCUCUUUUUCUGCUAAAGUGAACAACUCCAGUCUGAUUGGAUUAGGGUACACUCAGACUUUAAAGCCAGGUAUCAAACUGACAUUGUCAGCUUUGCUGGAUGGCAAGAAUGUCAACGCAGGUGGUCACAAGCUUGGUCUAGGACUGGAAUUUGAAGCAUAAGUGAUUCUACAAUCACUAAAUUGAAAAUACAGCAUAGCUACCUGCAGAAUCUAGUGUACCUUUCGAUGUUGUAUGUCUGGGAUGCGAGUAUUGCUAAGUGUCAGUCCUGCUAGUCCUGGUUAAAGACAGCUAAGCUUUAAAAAUGAUGAUGUUACAGAAAUGGAGACAAAAGCAUUAAGAAAAAAAAAUCCUAAUUCCAGGCUUUUUUUGGAAUGUUAUUUAUCAUCACAUCCAUCAGCUGCCACAUGAUAGGAGGUAGGAAGGUAGUGAUUACCUUUAUUGCCUGCACAAGGAAUAUGUUAAUGUGGUAUAAAACCUGUUGACUUUGAGAUUUGCAGACCACU
This is a messenger RNA of Chaetura pelagica (chimney swift), 1196 nucleotides long. RefSeq names its product voltage-dependent anion channel 1 (gene VDAC1). NCBI's taxonomy places the organism in Eukaryota, Metazoa, Chordata, Aves, Apodiformes, Apodidae. The transcript is spliced from 8 exons. Gene Ontology annotation, biological process: monoatomic anion transmembrane transport. Gene Ontology annotation, cellular component: mitochondrial outer membrane. The record is from RefSeq and is a predicted model, not a curated record. The coding region runs from base 1 to 852 and encodes 283 amino acids. Gene Ontology annotation, molecular function: voltage-gated monoatomic anion channel activity.